UUUUAGCAACCUUGACAUGAAAAGAGUAUACAACAAAUCUCAAAUCCAUAUUACUUUUCUAACUCUAAUUAGAUUGACAUUUAUGCAUAUUUAUAUGAUAUAAAAUACACACAAAUAGCCAUUGUAUGAACUCAUAUAUCUUUUAAAACUAUAUUGACACACGAAAAGUUCUUCUGCAAGAACGGCGGUGGAACAUUUUAUCCGGAGAAAAGCUAAAAUCACCGGUGGACGUCAACCACGUUUCUGUUGAAUGAACCGGUAGAAUAUAGUUGAUAAAAGAUACUUAAUAGGUCAAGAUGAGCAGUCAGAUGACUGGUUCUCAAGUGAGACAACUCUUUGUAGACUUCUUCAAAGAAAAGGAACAUAUUUAUGUACAUUCCUCCUCAGUUAUUCCUCAUGAUGAUCCAACACUUUUAUUUGCCAAUGCUGGUAUGAAUCAGUUCAAACCCAUAUUUUUGGGAAUAGUAGACCCCAACAGUGACAUGGCCAAGUACAAAAGAGUGGCAAAUUCCCAGAAAUGUAUACGUGCUGGAGGUAAACACAAUGAUUUAGAUGAUGUCGGCAAAGAUGUUUACCAUCACACAUUCUUUGAAAUGUUGGGCAACUGGUCAUUUGGUGAUUAUUACAAGAAAGAUUGUUGUGCAUGGGCUUGGGAACUGUUGGUAGAUAGAGUUGGAAUGGACAAAGACAGAUUGUAUGUUACCUAUUUCGGGGGUAAUAAAGAUUUUGGAUUAGAACCUGACAAUGAAACCAAAGACAUCUGGAUAAAUCUUGGUGUUGCACCUGAAAGAGUAUUGCCAUUUGGUAUGAAAGAUAACUUUUGGGAAAUGGGAGAGACCGGACCCUGUGGUCCAUGUACAGAGAUUCAUUACGAUAGAAUCGGAGGUCGGGAUGCCAAACAUCUUGUCAACAUUGAUGAUCCAGAUGUAUUAGAGAUUUGGAAUCUUGUGUUUAUGCAAUAUAAUAGAGAUACAGAUGGCUUGACAAUUCUGCCAAGACAGCACUGCGAUUGUGGCAUGGGAUUAGAAAGACUAGUUUCAGUGGUUCAAAAUAAGAGUUCCAAUUAUGACACAGACCUGUUUGUACCUUUCUUUGAUGCCAUACAAAAGGCAACAGGAGCUGCAGCAUACCAAGGCCGUGUAGGUAAAGCUGAUACAGAUGGUAUAGACAUGGCCUAUCGUGUACUAGCUGACCAUGCUCGAACAUUAACUAUUGCUUUGUCAGACAAUGGGCGUCCUGAUAAUAUAGGUAGAGGAUAUGUACUAAGAAGAAUUCUAAGACGUGCUGUCAGAUAUGCCACAGAGAAGUUAGGAGCUAAACCUGGAGUGUUUGCUUCCUUGGUUGAUGUUGUUAUUCAGACACUUGGAGAUGGUUUCCCUGAAGUUACCAAAGAUCCAGAGGGGAUCAAAGAAAUAAUAAAUGAAGAAGAAGAACAGUUUUUGAAGACAUUAACCAGAGGCAGACGGCUACUAGAAAGAACUAUUGGAAAAUUGGGAGAUACUAAAACAUUACCAGGUGAUAUAGCAUGGAGGUUGUAUGAUACUUACGGAUUCCCUGUGGAUCUCACAGAGUUGAUGGCGGAAGAGAAAGGUCUUACUGUAGAUAUGAAAAGUUAUGAAGAAUCAAAGAUUCAGUCUCAGAUAUUGUCUCAAGGAACGGGAUCAACUAUAGAUGAUAGGAUCAUGUUGGAUGUACAUGCUAUCAGUGACUUACAGAACAGAGGAGUUCCACCAACAGACGAUUCACCUAAACAUAGUUAUACUGCCGAUGAUGAGGGAAACUAUAAUUUUGAACCUACCACAGGAAAGAUUAUAGCCCUUAGGUAUGAUAAACAGUUUGUAGAAGAAGUAACAACUCCUCAGGAAUGUGGUAUACUGUUAGAUAAGACCUGUUUUUAUGCUGAACAAGGAGGACAGAUUUAUGAUGAAGGAUUUAUUGUAAAGGAAAAUGAUGAGGAAAUAGAAUUUAAAGUGAAGAACGUACAAGUACGAGGAGGUUAUGUAUUACAUGUAGGACACAUAGAAGGCACAUUACGAGUGGGAGAUGUUGUACAAUUAACUAUAGACAAUACUAGAAGAAGUUCUGUGAUGAAGAAUCACACAGGUACCCACAUGUUAAACUAUGGUCUUCGGGAAGUUUUAAAGGAGGCUGACCAAAGAGGAUCCUUAGUAGCUCCUGACAGACUCAGAUUUGAUUUUACUGCAAAAGGUGCUAUGUCUGUAAAAGAUGUUAAAGCUGUUGAAGAUAUUGUUAACAAUGUGGCUUCAAAAAAUGAGGCAGUAUUUGCUAGAGAGACUCCAUUAUCUGAUGCCAAAUCUAUACAGGGAUUGAGAGCUGUCUUUGAUGAGGUGUAUCCAGAUCCAGUCAGAGUUCUAUCUAUAGGUAUAUCAGUUGAAGACUUAGUUAAAGAUCCAAUGGGACCAGGGGCUUCUCUCACAAGUGUAGAAUUCUGUGGAGGAACGCAUUUACGAAGAGCUGGACAUAUAGGUAAACUAGUCAUUGUGUCAGAAGAGGCUAUAUCCAAGGGAAUCAGAAGAAUUAUAGCUGUUACUGGUACUGAAGCACAAAAGGCUUGGCAUAAGGUUGGUGUCCUGGAAAAGAGUAUUAAUGAGUUGAAGAAGGAGAUAGACAACAGAUUACAGAGUAAAGAUGUGUCUGUUAAGGCUUUAACAAAACUUAUAGUACAGGUGGAUGAUGAAAUUUCACAGUCAGUGAUCCCUUAUUGGAAGAAAGAUAGCUUGAGAGGUGAACUGAAACCUCUAAGGAAGAAAAUGGAUGAUUUGGACAAAGCCAGAAAAGCUGCUGUUAUGGAGGAGGUGGUGCAGGAAACAAAGAAGAUGAUAGAGGCCAGUCCAAAUGAGAAAUUUGUUGUUCAUGAGUUCAAGGCUGGAUCAAUAGCUAAAGCUUUAGAUGGUGCAAUGAAACAGUACAAAGCCCUGAGUCCAGAGACUGCAGCAAUGUUUUUCUCAGUUGACAGAGAGGCCAGUAAAAUAAUAUGUAUGAGCUUAGCUCCAAAGUCAUCAAUAGCUGCAGGACUGAGUGCUAAAGCCUGGGUGACAGAGAUUGCACCACUGAUCAGUGGUAAAGGUGGUGGCAGUGACGCUUCAGCACAAGCCACAGGUUCAAGUUGUGAUGCUCUUCAGGAGGCUUUACAAACUGCCAAAAAAUUUGCUCAGAUGAAGUUGUCAUGACAACAGGGAACUAUUUAAUAAAACAUAAUUUAUUUUUUGAUAUUUUUCUUUGAAAUCAUGUGCUACCAACAGACAUUUAAUAAUAUGUAAUUUUUAUUUCUGUAAAUGAAAUGCAAAAAGAGAAAGUAACCUCGUCAUUUACUACACAUUGAAUGUAUGUCUUACUUUAAUCUUGCUUUAUGGGUUGGAAAUGCAAUAUUUUAUUUUUUUAUGCAAAUUAUAUGGUUAUUGAUAUAUACCAAGUUCUAUGAGGAUGUCUAAAAUUUUAUGAUAUUAUUCUUUAAAAAAGUAUUCAAAACAGUUUCAACUAGAUCUAUUGACCUGGGGGUGAAAAAAUAUUCAUAUGGGUAUCUUUUCAACUUAUUACAUAUAUGUAAGUGCAUAUGCCAAAAGUGCCAUAUUGUUUAAAUUUGUUAGUCACUUGAUAUUUAAAAGUUAGAAAAUAUACAAGUUGGUAAAUUGGUGCAGGUUUUAAAAGUGACAAGAUACAUAUAUUGGCCAUUUUGUGCUUAUUAUAAAAUAUUUUAUAGAUAUAAAAGUUGGUCAGUUUGUGCAUACUUGUAUAAAGAAAAUGGUAAUGAUAAUGCUGUCAUUUAAAUGGCUUAAAAAUUUGAUUUUUCAGAAGAAAAAGUGUGAUAUUAUUUAAGCUGAACAAUAACAUGUAGAUAACUUCAUUUUCAAUGUUGACCUGGAUAUAGCACAAGACUCCUAUUUCAAAUUAUCAGCUCUUUCUAAACUAGAUUAUAAAAGUAACAGUUUAAGUCCAUGAUUUUUUAAGAACUGGUACACUGAGAGUACCAGUAAUGCAAAUGUUUUAUAACUGCCAGACCUUUCAUCAGAAGUAGGUUGGUAUUUGAGGUCCAUCAUCAUAUUUUAUUUAAUCUCAAGUUUGCAAUGUAUUGUAUUGGAAAAACUAAAGUGUUAAAUUUUUAUUUGUUAGAUUGGGAUUACAUGGUACUGUCUAUACUUUCAGUAAAAUAUUUGUUGAUCUUAGGAGUUAGUUGGUGAAAAUAACUUAAUAAAGAGUGUUGAUAAACAGUAGAUGCAUCCUUUGACAGAAACAUUGUUCACUUUUGUAUUUGUCUUGUAUUAUGUUUACACAAGUAGAGAAUACACUGAUAAAACAUCUUUAUUAUCACAUAUAUGCAGCUUCACCUAGCAAUUGUUCACAUGGCAUUAUCUCUAGUACCUUUAAACAGAUCUGUUAUUGACAACUUAAAUAUGAAAUAAAACAUUAAAUGCAA
Messenger RNA from Mytilus trossulus (common blue mussel), 4435 nucleotides. Its product is annotated as alanine--tRNA ligase, cytoplasmic-like. The record is from RefSeq and is a predicted model, not a curated record. Gene Ontology annotation, biological process: alanyl-tRNA aminoacylation. Gene Ontology annotation, cellular component: cytoplasm; mitochondrion. The transcript is spliced from 23 exons. Bases 297 to 3191 code for a protein of 964 amino acids. NCBI's taxonomy places the organism in Eukaryota, Metazoa, Mollusca, Bivalvia, Mytilida, Mytilidae. Gene Ontology annotation, molecular function: ATP binding; aminoacyl-tRNA deacylase activity; alanine-tRNA ligase activity.